This is a messenger RNA of Miscanthus lutarioriparius, 918 nucleotides long. The record is from the annotation of a GenBank genome assembly. NCBI's taxonomy places the organism in Eukaryota, Viridiplantae, Streptophyta, Magnoliopsida, Poales, Poaceae.
AUGUCAGAUGAUGAUUCUUUGAUGGAGUACAGUGAAAUUGUUAUGAAGAUGUUUGGCAGUGAGGACGACGGAUUUGAGUUUUAUAACAACUACGCUUAUGAGAAAGGAUUUAGUGUGAGAAAGGAAUACUGCGAGUGGGACAACGGCCACAAUGAGAGGACCCUUCGGAAGUUUGUUUGCAGCUGUGAAGGUUUCCGCGCAGAGAAGGAGGAUUUCAUCGACGAGCACAACCAUCCGAUGACGGAACCAGACCUUGCUUGCUUUCUGCGUUCACAUAGAAGAAUCAACGAUGAUCAGAAAGCAGAGAUUGUGCAGCUGCAGAUUUCUGGGAUCCACAAACACCAGAUAAUGGAUAUUAUGGUUAGGCGGUAUGGUGGGUAUGAUAAGGUUGGAUUUACAUCAAGGGACCUUUACAAUUUCUACCAUCGCAACAAGGCGGAGACACUUUCCGGUGGUGAUGCUCGAACAAUCAUCAGUUACAUGACGGAAUCGAAACGUAGAGAUCCUGAUUUCUUUUUCCAGUACAAGACUGAUGGGAGAGGGCACCUGACGGGACUGCUCUGGUGUGACUUUCAAAGUCAGAUGGAUUAUAGAGCGUUUGGUGAUGUCGUCGUGUUUGAUGGCACGUACAAAACGAAUCGAUACAACCUGACCCUUGUUCCUUUUGUUGGGGUGAAUCACCAUAAAAGCACGGUUCUUUUUGCCUGUGGAAUUCUUUCUCACGAGGAUACUGAGUCGUAUGUGUGGCUGAUUAGGUCAUUCUGUGAUGCCAUGAUUCAGAAGCAUCCGAUUUCUGUGAUCACCGAUGGAGACCAUGCUAUGCAGAAAGCAAUCAGUAUUUUCGGUGCCUUUGGAGUUGUGGGUCUUGUUGUUGGUGGUAUAAUUGCUGCGGCUUCUUCGUCAUCCAGGAGGAGAUGA